Molecule: messenger RNA, 1850 nt
Organism: Rana temporaria (common frog)
Lineage: Eukaryota; Metazoa; Chordata; Amphibia; Anura; Ranidae
Product: actin-like protein 6A
Exons: 14
Coding region: 135-1424 (429 amino acids)
Biological process (GO): regulation of transcription by RNA polymerase II; nervous system development
Cellular component (GO): SWI/SNF complex; NuA4 histone acetyltransferase complex
Molecular function (GO): chromatin binding
Source: RefSeq, a predicted model, not a curated record
CCGGAGCCGGUCACAUGACUAUGAUGUCACCGCAGGUCCUUCAGCCCAUUGUUGGCGCUUAGCGUGUGUCUCCCGGUUUCUGUUGUUGGUGUGUGGGGUCCCGGUAGUGGCCGGUAUCGGUAUACAAGCUGGAGAUGAGCGGAGGAGUAUACGGUGGAGAUGAAGUUGGAGCCUUGGUGUUUGAUAUUGGCUCGUUUUCGGUACGUGCCGGGUAUGCAGGAGAAGAUUGUCCAAAGGUAGAUUUUCCUACAACGAUUGGUGUGGUACUUGAUAGAGAAGAUGGAGGCACACAGAUGGAAACUGACGGAGAGCCAAAUAAAUCAAGAAGUCCUACCUAUUAUAUUGAUACAAAUGCACUCAGGGUACCACGAGAAAACAUGGAGGCUUUUUCACCUCUCAAAAAUGGAAUGAUUGAAGAUUGGGACAGUUUUCAAGCUAUUUUAGACCACACUUACAAAACACACAUCAAGUCAGAAGCCAGUUUACAUCCGGUGUUGAUGUCCGAGGCUGCUUGGAAUACAAGAGCAAAACGAGAGAAGCUGACAGAGCUGAUGUUCGAACAUUACAAUAUUCCAGCGUUCUUCCUGUGCAAAACUGCUGUUCUCACUGCAUUUGCUAAUGGUCGAUCUACAGGUCUGAUUUUGGAUAGUGGGUCCACACAUACUACAGCCAUUCCAGUCCAUGAUGGAUAUGUACUUCAACAAGGUAUUGUAAAAUCUCCGCUUGCUGGCGACUUCAUUACUAUGCAAUGCAGAGAGUUAUUUCAAGAGAUGAGUGUGGAUCUGAUUCCCCCAUACAUGAUUGCUUCAAAGGAACCAGUACGGGAAGGAGCUCCAGCCAAUUGGAAGAAAAAAGAGAAACUACCUCAGGUCACUCGCUCCUGGCAUAAUUAUAUGUGCAGUAGUGUGAUUCAGGAUUUCCAGGCAUCUGUGCUUCAAGUGUCGGACUCCACCUAUGAUGAGCAGGUAGCAGCUCAGAUGCCUACAGUCCAUUAUGAGUAUCCGAACGGUUAUAAUUGUGACUUCGGAGCGGAACGUUUGAAAAUUCCUGAAGGGUUAUUUGAUCCUUCAAAUGUUAAGGGCUUGUCUGGCAACACUAUGCUUGGUGUCAGCCAUGUUGUUACAACAAGUGUUGGAAUGUGUGAUAUUGACAUCAGACCAGGAUUGUAUGGGAGUGUGAUUGUAGCAGGAGGAAAUACAUUAUUACAAGGAUUUACUGACAGACUUACUAGAGAACUCUCACAGAAAACUCCUCCGAGCAUGAGGUUAAAAUUGAUUGCAAACAACACAACAGUGGAAAGGCGGUUUAGUUCAUGGAUCGGUGGUUCUAUCCUUGCUUCUCUGGGGACCUUCCAACAGAUGUGGAUUUCCAAACAGGAAUAUGAAGAAGGAGGAAAGCAGUGUGUGGAGAGAAAGUGCCCUUAGCCUGUUACAGACCUUUUACUUUUCCUUGUGCCCUUUUCUAAAAUAGCUUUAGUGUACUCAGGAAACCCAUGGACUUCUUUUGUAGUUUAUACUUUUUUUUUUUUUUUUCACUUCACUCCUCAAUAUACAUUUGUCAGGUUGCCAGACACAUGCAUACAACAUGCAUGUGUUUCCAAGCAAUAACCUCCUAUUUUUUUAAUCUUCUUUUUGAAGCUCCCUUCCUCCCGUGUUGUGUUUUUUUUUUUUAAAGUGCUGUUUCCGAAGACAAUGAUAUAUAGUAAGAUUUGUUGGCCACAGGAAUUAGUUAAUAAUGCCAGCCUAAAUGAUUUUGUAAUAAAAUAUUUAAAAUGUUAUUGCAGUUUUUUAAGCGUAUCGGUGAACAUGCUAAUGAAUUGUUGGAUAUUAAAGUCACUGCCUAAACAUAAA